AUGCGACCUGCGGUGCGUCGGGGUCGGCGGGAGGCUGUUCCACGACGGCGCAGCUGCUCGGGCUCGACUUCUCGCAGGGCUCCCCGGCCACCAGCUCCUUCGCGGGCACGAUGGGCAGCGGCGGCGGCGGCCAAGCGGCCUCGGGGUUGGCGCGGGGCGGCGCCGCCACGCACAGGUUGUAGGAGUAGGGCAAGGUGCCCUCGCAGAAGUCGGCCGGGAAGGCGGCGCCGGCCAGCGACAAGCGCUGCGCGCCCAGGCAGCGCAGCACGGCGGGCGGCCCGGCCCGCCGCAGCCGCGCCAGCACGGCCAGCGCCACGCUCAGCACCAACAGCGCCGACAGCAGCGCCAGCGCCAGCACCAGGUAGAACUGCAGCUCGCCCGCCGCCUCGGCGCCCGCCGCCCGCUCGCUCAGCUCCGGCAGCGCCUCCUGCAAGCUCUCGGCCAGCACCACGUGCAGCGUGGCCGUGGCCGACAGCGCCGGCUCGCCGUGGUCCUUCACCACGGCCACCAGGCGCUGCUUGGCCGCGUCCCUCUCCGACACGGCCCGCGCCGUGCGCACCUCGCCGCUCUGCAGCCCCACGCGGAACAGCGCCGGCUCCGACGCCUGCACCAGCUCGUACGACAGCCACGCGUUGCGCCCCGCGUCCGCGUCCACCGCCACCACCUUGCCCACCAGGUACCCGGACGACGCCGAACGCGGCACCACCUCGAAAGCCGAACCCACCGAGCCCGGCGACGAUCCCGACGCCGCCGGCGGGGGCGGGUAGAGCACCCGCGGCGCGUUGUCGUUCUGGUCGAGCACGAAGACGCGCACCGUGGCCGUCGAGCUGCGCGCCGGCGACCCGCCGUCCUGCGCCCGCACGGCCACCGAGAACUCGCGGCACUGCUCGUAGUCCAACGAGCGCUGCGCGUACACCGCGCCGCUCCGCGCCUCCACCGACACCAGCGGCGCCGCGCCCGCCGCGCCCGCGCUGCCGCCCGACAGCCAGUAGCUCACGCGCCCGUUCGCGCCCGCGUCCAAGUCCCGAGCCACAACGCGCAACACCAGCAAGCCCACCGCGUUGUUCUCCCGCACGUACGCGCUGUACGACGCCUCCUCGAACACCGGCGCGUUGUCGUUCACGUCCGACACCUCCAGCACCAGCUCCCUGCUGCUCCACAGCGCCGGCCUGCCCCGGUCCCGGGCCACCACCGUCACGCGGUGCUCGGACGCCUGCUCGCGGUCCAGCGCGCUCGCCGUCACCACCUUGUAAGAGCCGCCCGACGACGCCACGAUCGACAGCGGCGCCUCUCCCGACAGCUCGCACGACACCUCACCGUUCUCGCCGGAGUCCGGGUCGUUCACGUUCAACAGGGCAACCACGGUGCCGACCGGCGCGUCCUCGGGCACGGGGCUCGACAGUGACAGAAUGGUGAUUUCUGGCGCGUUGUCGUUCUCGUCUGUGACGUCUAUCUGCACUUCACAACGUCCCGUGAGUCCGCCCCCGUCCCUCGCUUCCAGACUGAAGCUGUAUUUAUUCGUCUCCUCAAAAUCGAGGGGCCUCUCGGUCCUGAUCUCACCACUCUCUUGGUCGAUAGAGAACAACUCGCGGAUCCCGGCCGGGACGUUGCCAAAGGAGUAGGAGACCCUCCCAUUGGAGCCCGCGUCCGCAUCCGUGGCCCGCACCUGCAGCACCAGCGAACCUGCCGGCAGAUUCUCCGCCACUCGCGCGUCAUAGACGUUUUUGCUGAACACGGGCCGGUUGUCAUUGGCGUCCGUCACGUUAACACGAACCUGAACAGUCCCGGACCUCGCUGGGUCCCCCCCAUCCACUGCCGUCAGCACAAGUUCAAAGGAUCUCUGCUUCUCCCGGUCCAACGCUCUCUCCAGCACUAAUUCCGGUUGCUUCUUUCCACUCGUGAUCUCCUCCACGGCCAGACUGAAGGACGGGUUGCUGCUGAGUUGAUAAGUAAUCAGGGAAUUACUUCCCACGUCCGCAUCUCGGGCCAUCUCCAGGGGAAAACGAGCACCGGGAGGAAUUAAUUCACCAAUCUCGAGGUCCAGGGCAUCCUUACUGAAGACCGGAGAGUUGUCAUUCACGUCCUCAAUGGCCACUUCGACACGGAAAACAUUUAGCGGGUUGUGCACCAGCGCCUCGAAGCUGACCGAGCAGGACAACGACUCGCCGCACAGCUCCUCCCGGUCCAGCCUCUCGCUCACGUACAGGUUUCCGUUCUCCUCGCUCACCGUGAAGUAUUUCAGCUGCUUUUUGCCGGCAGACGCCACCCGCAGCUUGCGCGCCGGCAGCUCGUCGGCGCUGAGCCCCAGGUCCCGGGCCAGCGGCCCCACCAGCGAGCCUCUGGGCAGCUCCUCGGCCAUGGAGUAGCGGAGCCGCUCCGCCGCCGCCCGCCAGCACAGCCACAGCAGCACAGCGCCCAGCCCCAGCGCUCGCCCGCCGCCCGGCCCGCCGCUCGCCCUCCGCCCGCCCGACAUCGCCCACAGCGCUCGCUCGCCGAGCUCGCAAGGCUCCUGCCGCCGCCCCGCCUCCCUCGCAGCCGCUCUGCGCAGCCCCAGCAGCGCCCGACAAAGCAAACCCGGCCCGCCGCCGCCUCCAACUCGCACGCCUCUGCUGCCCGCGCCGCCUCUCGCCUCUGCUGCCCGUGCCGCUGCCGCUCUGGCCCGCACUGCCCGCCCGAGCCAGCAGCCUGCGGGGACAGCACGCACAGGCGGCGGCGGCGGCGGCUCCAGCAACGCUCGGCGGCGGCCCAACAGCGGCACCCGGAGGCGCCGACACAACACUGCAGCCGCCUCACGG
Molecule: messenger RNA, 2795 nt
Organism: Pseudopipra pipra
Lineage: Eukaryota; Metazoa; Chordata; Aves; Passeriformes; Pipridae
Product: basic proline-rich protein-like
Exons: 2
Coding region: 1-1416 (471 amino acids)
Source: RefSeq, a predicted model, not a curated record